Molecule: messenger RNA, 1458 nt
Organism: Panicum virgatum (switchgrass)
Lineage: Eukaryota; Viridiplantae; Streptophyta; Magnoliopsida; Poales; Poaceae
Product: protein FAR1-RELATED SEQUENCE 5-like
Exons: 3
Coding region: 1-1458 (485 amino acids)
Molecular function (GO): zinc ion binding
Source: RefSeq, a predicted model, not a curated record
AUGGCAGAUCUUGAGUCUUUGCUAGAGUACAAUCAAAUUGUUAAUCAGAUGUUCAAUAGUGAAGUUCAAGGAUUUCAAUUUUAUAAUGCAUAUGCUCUUAAGAAAGAAUUUAGUGUGAGGAGGAGCUAUGCUGAGUGGGACGCUGGCCACAAUGAGCUGACCCUUCGGAAGUUUGUUUGCAGUCGUGAAGGUUUCCGUGAAGCGAAGCACAUGAAAAGGGAGGAUAAGCAGCGGAGGCCACGAAAUAUAACUCGUGUUGGAUGUCGUGCAAAAUUUGUGAUGGCACCACAAAGGAACAUGGGGCAGUGGAGCAUGACUGAUGAGCAAGGGCAUCUGGUGGGACUGUUCUGGUGUGAUACUCAGUAUCUGCUUGAUUAUGCAGCAUUUGGUGAUGUCGUUGUAUUUGAUAGCACCUACAAAACAAAUCGGUACAACCUGCCUCUUGUUCCUUUUGUUGGGACAGCAAUUAGAAUAGUGUUGCCGAAUUCAUCACAAAGGCUUUGUGGAUGGCAUAUUGAGCAAAACCUUGUGCGUAAUGUUCACAAUGACAAUUUGAAGGAAGCGUUCAGGGUCUUUAUGUAUGACUGUUGCUCCAUAAAAGAGAUUGACAGGAAAUGGCUGGCAUUCCUGGCAGAGAAUGAGGUUCCAAGGGACUCGUGGCUUUAUCAGAUGUAUGAGGUGAGGAAAAUCUGGUGUGCUGCGUAUCAUGUGGGAAAGUGCUAUUUAGGAUUGAGGAGCAACCAACGGAGUGAUAGCAUGAACGCUAGGCUUCAGAUGCAACUAGAUGGUAAAAUGACAAUGUUAGAAAUAGUAGAGCACUAUGAGACCUGCCUUUCAAGGGUGCGCAAAAAUGAGGCGGAUGAUGAUAUUGAAGCCUUGCAAACUGAGCCAUUCACAGCUCCAGAUGCUUCAAUUCUUGAGAUAGAUGCGAAGAAAAGGUUCACACCUAAUGUUUUUGUGUUGGUGCAGUUUAGCAUAAAAGCAGGCAGCAAGUGUCAUCUCCUUGAGGUCCUAGAUGGUGAUGAUACAGAAGAGUAUAUUGUUGGCAGGAAGGACAAAGGAGACAUCAUGAUAUAUGUCAAAUGUGAAUUUAAUGAAGAGGGCAAUCCGAAGGGGAUUUCAUGUUCUUGUCGUAAGUUGGAAUCCCUUGGUACCCCCUGCUCACACAUCUUCUUUGUAUUGGGCCAUCGGGGAGAACGCAAGCUGCCAGACUGCUGUGUUUUGGAAAGGUGGACAAUGGGGGGGAAGAGUGCAUUCCCACCGAUAAGGAAGAGCACCAUGUACGAGUAUUCUGCAACUCUACUGAGGUACCGUGACCAAUGCAAUAUCAGUCGUGCUGCAUCCUUCUCAGCAUCUCGUUCAACUGAAGCAUAUGAACUUCUCAGAGGCGCCCUUCAGGAAGCAGCUAUGACACAGCCAACUGUAUGGACCGAUGCUGCCACAAGCCCCGGAGGCUGA